Rhagoletis zephyria (snowberry fruit fly) is the source of this 464-nucleotide messenger RNA. Its product is annotated as lysine-specific demethylase 7A-like. Lineage: Eukaryota; Metazoa; Arthropoda; Insecta; Diptera; Tephritidae. The record is from RefSeq and is a predicted model, not a curated record.
UAUUUAACUGGAGUGUCAAAGAAUUAUAAAAACAGUUUUUUCCUCCACACGCUGGAGUUCAAGCUGGUCUGCACGGCGUGCUAGCCGUUACAAGUGGAUUAUAUAAACGCAUACACAAACCACGAAGGAAAUCUUUUGCUCUAACGCCAAGGCCGUGCAUUCACUGCAUUGCGCUGAAGUUGUAAAUUUUGUGAUUUAGGACCCGGGAACCAUGCGGAUCCAGCGGAGUCUAGUGUUUUGUGCCCUCGGCACGCUCUCCCUCCUCACACUUGUCGCCGGCAAGGCGUUGAUCGAUCAACAAACCGCCGAAUCGCAAGCGAGCAGCGUCACCGUCGCCCAGCAACGCAUCGGCUGGGAUCACGAUGCUCACCACGAAGUACAUGAAGUGCACGAUCAUCAUCAUGAGCACCAUGAGCACCAUCACGAUCCGGGCUUUUGGAAGAAGAAAGUCACUUGGAAGGAAG